Octopus bimaculoides (California two-spot octopus) is the source of this 1768-nucleotide messenger RNA. RefSeq lists its product as uncharacterized. Gene Ontology annotation, cellular component: nucleus. NCBI's taxonomy places the organism in Eukaryota, Metazoa, Mollusca, Cephalopoda, Octopoda, Octopodidae. The record is from RefSeq and is a predicted model, not a curated record. Gene Ontology annotation, biological process: transcription by RNA polymerase II; transcription initiation at RNA polymerase III promoter.
UGAGAGUUGCCUCCCUUCACUAAUGCCUGUAACUUGAGAACAGUUUACUUUGGAUGUUCUGCAAUAAAGCCAAAAGUAUUAACAUACUUGGCAAACGACAUCAUGAAAUAUUCAUUAUGUUGAUUUUCAUGCAAGCAAAGAAACUUGAACAACAUUAAGAAUUGAAAUAAUUAAAUAUUUACAUAUUCCGAAAGCAAACAAUUAUGGUACCGGAAGUUGUGUUAGCUUUUCAAAUGCUUUCUGCAUUAAGUAUGUAAACGCUUGAUUCAUCAGAGUUUUGUUUUAUCUAACUAAUCGCUCGGGUAUAAUACAAUAAUAUAUAUAUUUGUGAGAUGAAAUAUUGAUAGAAUUUUCUGAUAGAGAGAAAGUAACUUUUCUGUUUAAUUAUGUCAAACACGGAAUAUCUUCAAAAACAAUUUAGCAUGUUAAAAUGGGAAGAAAAAUAUAUAAAAUCAAUUAUAGAACUUCACGAAGAUCAAUUAAGUCGUUUAAAAGUUGAAGAGCUUGCGCUAAAGCAUAAAAUAGCUGUAGAAGAAGGUUGUCAUGAUGAAGAUGCAGGCCAACUAAAGAAAAAUGAAAAACAGGCAAUGGAAACAGAUGAAAAUAUAAAUAGUGUCCCUCUGAUGUUAGAAACAAACCGAUUCUACAACAAUAAUGAAGAGGAUGAAGAUGAUGAGGAUAAUGAUGACGAUGAUGCAGAUGAAGGCAGUAACGAGCAUUAUGAUAGUUUAAAAUGCUUCCUAGACCAACUCUCUCAGAGAGAACAAAACAAAACUUAAAAUGCAUUUAUUUUCCCAGAAAUGUUAACAAGUAUGAUUAUUAAUUGUUUAGCCCCUGGUCAGCUCCAAUCCAUCUGACCUUUGACCAAAGGUGUCCAGACUGCAACAGUCCUCUCUUUUAUUCAGACACAAUUUGUCUAGGGCUACAUUAUUCAAUGUGUCCUUUUUUAAAAAUAAUACCAGUUCAGCUUCAGGAUAUAACUGAAAUUUUUUCUAUAAAUAUGACAAGACUUGAUUUUUUUAAUUUCUAUAACUACCACAAUUAUUUUCUUUUCAUUUUUUUAUUCUUUUCGAUCACAAUACACACACACACACAUAGCUGUGUGGUUAAGAAGUUUGCUUUGCAACUUCAUGAUUUACAGCUCAACUCCAAUGCACAGCACAUUGGGUGUCUUCUAUUAUAAGCCCUGAGCCAACCAAUGCUAUGAGGGAAUUUGAUAGACAGAAACUGCAGGAAGCCCAGUGUGUGUGUGUGAAUGUUGAUAUUCUGCACCUGUUACUGUUUGAGUGAAAUAGGACUGAUUUUAGCCUUCCUUGUUGACAUGAUGAGCCUAAAAUGUGUGGUGCUCUGUGCUUUUGAAAACAUGGAAUAAAGAAAUCUCUUACUUGAAAAAUAAAGGUUGGAGACAGGAAAGGCAUCCAGCCAUAAGAUCCUGUGUCAACUAACUCUCCAUUUAAAACAAAUUUUAGCACAGGAAGACGGAUAUUAAAAAUGAAUAUAUGGGAUUUUUUUAUUAAUUGAAAAAUUGAAAUAUUCUCAGAAACUGGAAAAAGUACUGGUGAGAUUGCAAAAAACUGUUCGAAUUGAAAUUAAUAUUGAUAAUAAACUUCACUUAACUAUUUAUUUAUUUAUUGAAUUUCAUGCUCAUCUCCUCAACCUGAUAUUAAUUUAUUUUUAUAUCUCAGAUUUAUCAAUAUUUAAUUUCAAAAUAUGAAAAAAAUUCAAUCAAACAUUUCUUUUUACAAUAAAACUAUAUAUAACUUCGAAA